Molecule: messenger RNA, 3305 nt
Organism: Portunus trituberculatus (swimming crab)
Lineage: Eukaryota; Metazoa; Arthropoda; Malacostraca; Decapoda; Portunidae
Exons: 9
Coding region: 360-3200 (946 amino acids)
Biological process (GO): signal transduction; nervous system process; chloride transmembrane transport
Cellular component (GO): neuron projection; membrane; synapse
Molecular function (GO): neurotransmitter receptor activity; chloride channel activity; transmembrane signaling receptor activity
Source: RefSeq, a predicted model, not a curated record
AGAGGAGAGAAGGUCCAGUCCCAAACGGCAGACGCCAGUUUAAUACAAACAGUGACAGUGGGUGGUGGGAUGUCGCUGGUGCCUUAUUUAACAUGGAUUUUACGUUGGUCAGGACGGUGACACAGGCCACUACUGCUUGUGUGUGGUGGUGCAAGCUUGAUGCCUGGCUGUGAGGGGCAGGACCUGCUGGUAAUGACGGCCAACAACACUGUAAUAUUGGUCUGCCAGGCGAGGAGGCGGCGUCCAAUCCUGACUAUAUCAUUAUUUUCUGGAGACAAAGUCAGUGUUACUACUACUACUACUACUACUACUGCUGCUGCUGCUGCUGCUGCUGCUGCUGCUGCUGCUGCUACUGCACCAUGACCUGCUACAAUGAAGAGGCUCCUGUGUGGCGGGCAAAGUGCGUGAACAGAUUGGACCGAAUGAAAGCCAUCAUUAGCGUGUGGGCGUGGGCGUGGGGGUGGGCUUUCAUGGGAGUGACCUGCACGGGCGAGGACUCCACCUGGAUGACCCCUUCUGUGACCUCAGAGGUGGAGGGCGUGGUGCUGGGCGGCGGGCAGGGCGCGGCCAUGUGUGUGGACCUCAAGCCGCUGGAAGGCGUGGGCAGCGUGCACAUGGAGGGCGUGGCGGUGUGUGUGAGGGUGAGGGUACACAAGCUGGAUCCGGUGGCCACCCUGCUCACCCUGACGAGGCCCGCUCCCUCACCCUCUCCCUCUCCGUCCCUGGUGGUGGAGGUGGGCCACCUGGGGCUGUGGGUGGCCACUACACAGCAAGGGGACGCGCCUCCCACCGUCUCCUUCUUUGAGCCACGCCUGCCCCCUGAGGUGUGGCGCCACCUGUGUGUGCAGCACCGCCCUGCGCCAGGCAGGCACGCUGUAGCGGCAGGAGACACGACGCCUGAGGGACAGCAAGACGCCCCUCGCUGCUUUGUAGACGGGGAGGAAGAGGAGGUGGUGCCUGUGGCGCCCUCCCCAGGGCCCGAAGAACGUUGCAUGCAGGACGUCAACAGUUGCCCGGGCCGCGUCUUGCUAGAAGAGAACACCACCGCCAGGGCGGGACUGUGGAGGCUGUGUGUGGGAGGCGGGCGACGGCCUGUUCAGGGACAGGUGGCUGACCUGCGAGUGUGGCCAGGGACGCUGGGCACUGUGGCACUGCGGGACGCCUCGCUCUGCCCGGGACGCCCUCCUCCUUCACAGGCCUGGCAGGCAGCUGGGGAGUGGCUGCCCCAGGGCGGCGCCGCGACCAUCACCUUCCCCAUGCGGCAGGUGUGCGACGCGGCGACACGCCUCAUACUGGUGCGGCCCGCCGGCACCUUCCGUGGCCACGGCGUGGUGUGCGCCGCCCUGGGUGGGGCCAUUCCCUCCGCCGCCUUGCUGGCGCCCGCCCUGACCGCUAUACUGGCCAGCCACAACGAGUCUUGCCGGGGCCCCGCUGGGCUGCUCUCCUGGGUGGCCGGCAACCCCGUGAGCGGUGCGGCGGCGGAGACGUGCCCCGCCCUGACAACAGAUGGCGCGGCGCGGGCUGCGUGCGUGCGCCAGCUGCCGUGCUCGGUGUGUGCAUUGCCGCACGCCGUGCUGUACCGCCUGUACGGCCACGACGGCAGCCUCUUCGACCACACCUUCUUCCUGAAGGCGGAGGACGGCCGCCUCGCCUUCCGCGGCGCCGGAGGGUCGCGGCUGGAGCGAGAGGGCGGCGGCUGGCGCCUGGUGUCGGCGCUGCACGGGCGCCGCUGGACGCUGGGCAACGCGUCCGUGCCGGUGGGGCGCCGCCUGUGGACGGAGGGCGCGGCACAGACGAUGCUGGCGCUGACUGUGUGCCGCAGCGGACAGUUCUGCUGCAGUGACGGACAGUGCGUGGCGCAGACGGCGCGCUGCGACGACAUCGUGGACUGUCGUGACCGCUCCGACGAGGCAGACUGCGGCGUGGUGGUGCGGCCCGAGGGCUACGACCCGUACUACCCCCCGCCUCCUCGCCCCGGGGAGGAGCCGCCCCUGGACCUGCCCUACCACAUUGACGUGUACUACGUGAGUGAUGUGACCACGGAGCGGGCGCGGGCCGGCAUGGACGUGGGCGUGACGCUGUCCUGGCACGACCCGCGCCUCAAGUUCCUGAACCUCAAGCCGCACAUCAAGAACUACUUCCCCUGUGACCUGGUGUGGACACCGCACGUGCGCGCCGUGGCGGGGCUCGGCCCGGGCUUCAUCCUCAAGACAGACGACUACGAAAAGUUCUGCUACGCCUACGCCAGCGACGAGCUCACUGCGCGGCCCCUCGCCGACCCCUUCAUGGGUCACCACGCGGAGGGCGCGACACACGCCAUGGAGGUGUACCUGGGCGUGCUGGCGUGGCUGCCGUGCCGCUUCCGCCUCUACACUUACCCGUUCGACGAGCAGCUGUGCAACAUGUCCUUCGUGAUGUCCAACGCGCCUGGCACCCGCGCCUUCACCAAGUCCUCCGCAGGCCGCUUCGUGCCCUACCUCAACGCCCGGCGCGUGCUGCUGGAGUACGAGCUGCACGCCCUUACCACGGAGGUGGGCGCCUUCUUGCAGGGUACGGACAACAACACUUACUUCGCUCUCACCUUCCACCUGCAGCGCCUCUACGGCUACCACGUCACCAACAGCUACUUCCCCUCGCUGCUCAUGUUCUUCAUCUCGUGGGCAACGUUCUUCUUCCAGGUGGAUGACUUCACCAACCGCAUCAUGAUCUCCCUGACGGCGCAGCUGGUGUUGGCGGCGCUGUUCACCUCCACCACACAGUCCUCCGUCAAGACGCCCUACCUCAAGCUGAUCGACGUGUGGUACGCCGCCGUCAUCACCUCCUGCUUCGUCAUUGUCAUCUCCCAGACCGUCAUCAAUGUGGUGCUGCAUGCCUCCUCCUCCUCCUCUUCGUCGUCGUCUUCCUCUUCCUCUUCAGUUGUCAAGAAAGUUACAAAUUCUCACCGGAUGAUUAAAGUAGAACCAUUUGCUCUACUUCCUCAUGCUUUUACCAACCCUGACCACCACCACCACGACCUAUCCAGCAAGAAGGGAACGACUCUGGACGACUUCAAUCUACCUGGACUGGAAAGGGCGACUCGCUGGAACUCCAUAAUACGUGUCUCGAUCCUGUUUGCAUCUUGUGUGUUUGUUGUGUUUUACCUGUUAGUGUGUGGCGGUGUGUUUACCAUUCCUGGAAGCUUCACCAUUGAGUCUGAGUGAGGUCUGUAUUCUGAAACGCUCUGCUCUUUCACCACGACUAUUUUGCAAGGCCACAGAGAUGACUAGCGGGGUUUUCAAGAGUGUUUCUCCAGUUAAUAACGUAGA